Ylistrum balloti is the source of this 2877-nucleotide messenger RNA. RefSeq lists its product as uncharacterized. Lineage: Eukaryota; Metazoa; Mollusca; Bivalvia; Pectinida; Pectinidae. Gene Ontology annotation, molecular function: adenylate cyclase inhibiting G protein-coupled glutamate receptor activity. Bases 1 to 2877 code for a protein of 958 amino acids. The transcript has 7 exons. Gene Ontology annotation, biological process: G protein-coupled receptor signaling pathway. Gene Ontology annotation, cellular component: membrane. The record is from RefSeq and is a predicted model, not a curated record.
AUGACUAUUGGGGGCGGUGCCAUUUUGACGGAAGGACUGGCCAAUGACACUAAGCGGACGCUUGCAUACGGGACAGAGGUGCGAGUUGCUGGUCUGUUUAACAUAUAUAACAUAUACAGCGAAGAAAAGUGCAGUGAAAUCAACAUAGCGUCGGUUCAAGCACUGGAAUCGGCCUUCUGGAUAUUCGAGCACCUCAACUCACAUCAGUACAUACCAGGGGUCAAAAUAGUUUUAAAGCCGUACAAAACCUGCCGUUCUCCACAACUCACGAGCCUUCAAACAGCACGUAUCGUUAGUGAAGCAGAUGAUGAAGUACUAAUGGGUGUGAUUGGCCCCGGUACAAGUGCAGAGACGAAUAUAAGUUCCCGGAUCCUGAGUUCGCUGCCCGGACGUUACAGACUACCUCAGGUUGUGUACGAGCCGACCUCGUCACUCUUCACGAACAAGGAUGUGUACAACAACUUGUUUAGGGUCAUACCUCCCGACAACACUCAAGUAAAGACCAUUAUCUCUCUUCUCAAAGAAUUACAUUGGAAUUACAUCUCCGUAAUUAGGGAAGAUGACGUUUACGCUAUCAAUGCUACAGAUUACUUGCAAACACUAGCCAACACGGAAAACAUAUGCAUUUCUUCCAUGGAAACAGUAGGACCCAUAUCAACAGAACUCCAAGACAGUUACCAAAGUAUCAUGAUAAAACUAUCAGCGAAAAAAAUCAAUGGAAUCGUGUUUUUUGGGAGUUACGAUCAUGCUAAAAGUUUUAUCAACUUAUGUAAUGAGGUUUCAGACAGGAACAUACCCUCUGUGAUAUUUUCGGAUUCAGCAUCAAGCACGACCGUUCUCCAUACCGGAAGUAAUGUGUUACCAAAAACAUUCUUUCUCUCUCCACCAACAAGGGUGAUAACUGAAUUUGUAGCUCAUUGGGAGAAAAUUGCCUCCAACAAAACGUUCUUGAUGGAGCGUGCGAUAAAGAAUCCUUGGUUGAAUGAAACUGUUUUGGGAACGAAUCAGUCUCUAUACGUACAAUAUUCCAUUAAGGCUGCUUUUGUGAUGGCUAUGGCACUGCGGUCACUUCACAUCCAGCGAUGCGGAGAAGCAUUCAAUGGAGCAUGCCCAGAAUUCAUCAAAGCUGAUCGGAAUUCUUUAAUCAAUAUAAUAUCAAACUUGUCAAUUAAUUUUACCGAUUUCCCUUUUAGAAUUUCAUCAUUUGAUCAGGACGAUUUGAAGAUUAGGUUUGACAGGUAUGGGGAAAUUCAACUUGUUUCUCCACAUGUCCCGAUGUAUGAAGUGUAUCGAUAUAAAGACUGCACUGGAUCGCCAGGGAAAGCGCUCUGCAAGGUCAAGGUAGCACACUACAGAAACGACAUCCUCACGUGUACCGAUAGUUUUCAAGGUUUUACUGGUUUUGCGCAAUGCAAUGGCUCAUGUCCAGAAUGUAUGACGUCAAAUCUUUCGUCAAAGGUCAUUGACAAACCGGGCGACUUGAUAGUGGUGGGGUUAAUGCCUCUUCAUGACCAAGGAUCAGUGUCUCCCUUAGCGUGUGGAAAUAUCCGUCCCAGUAUUGGACUCGAUAUUGCCAUGGCAAUCGGAUAUGUUGUAGAAGAGGUGAACAAUGCUAGUGAUAUGUUUCCGGGUAAGACUAUCGGUUACAGGAUCAUGGACACUUGUAACGACCCACUAGUCACACAGAAAAGAAUUCUGGACAUGCUGUCUAAAGAGAGAGAAUUUAGCAACAGGAUUCUUGGUGUUGUGGGACCUUUAGGAAGCACGGCAACUAUGGCAGCUGCCAGUAUAUUUAGCAGCCUCGGAAUCGUCCAGGUCGGCUGCUGUUCUUCAGCACGCAUGCUUAGUAACACCAAUAUUUACCCGACAUUUUUGCGAGUGUCAACUUCGAUUUAUAAACAAGCGGAGCUAAUGGUGAAACUGGCCAAAAAGAUGGGCGUAAACUACAUCCAAAUUGUACACAGUGAGGGUGAAUUUGGAGAAUCCGGACGAGACGCUGUUUUCCAAUUGGCACAGGAAUACGGUAUUUGUGUUGUGAACAACACUCUGUCUGUUAAUGAAAAUUCAAAUGAGUAUGAGGUACUAAGUCACAUACGCAAGCACACAGAUGCUCGCUUGGUCAUGUUCUUUCUUCGUUCACACAAGGCAUCGGUAGUCGCUAAAGCCUUGCAUGAAAAUAUGAAAAAAGACGAUGACUUCAUCUUCAUGGCUUCAGUCUCUUGGGGUAAAAGAGAAGGCAACAUAUUUGGACGGCAGAAGUUGCGUGGAAUGAUAACUAUUUCACAGGAAAUGGGAUACGACAUCGGUUACCAAGAUUAUCUGCUGUCCUUAAAUGUAUCACAGGAACGCUACCAGAACAGUUUUAUAGAGCGAUUCGCAGAAGCCAGGUUAGGAUGUUACUUCGAGUCGUCUUUUAACAAAUCUGAAAAAACUAAAUGUACUGAUGAUCACAUGAUCAAAAAAGGAACUUUAGAUCCUUGGCACGCAUUUGUCCUUAACGCGGCCUACGCUCUACUGAAGGGAGCCGACAUUGCCUUCAAAGAAAGUCGCAUGUUCGACAAGGACAUGGAGUAUUCCUUCCUUCUUGAUCAAAUCAAAAAGGUGCAAAAGAAAUAUGGCGAUUCGGUAGGUUCACGAACCUAUAUGUUCGACGAAACAGGAGACGGAACAGUUGGCUUUCAUAUAUACAAUGCGCAAAUUAACACCACAUCUGGUCAACUGAUGUAUGUUAAGGUGGGACAAUGGCAGGACGAUUUGUUAAUCUUCAAUCAGACUCUGCUGGACGAUAAAACCAAAUCUUUGGAUUCAACUUGUAAAAGCCCCAGCGGAUACUGCGCAAGGUGUUACCAAGGAAACGAUGACGAGCUGUACGUAUAG